Cetraspora pellucida is the source of this 1545-nucleotide messenger RNA. NCBI's taxonomy places the organism in Eukaryota, Fungi, Glomeromycota, Glomeromycetes, Diversisporales, Gigasporaceae. The record is from the annotation of a GenBank genome assembly.
AUAAUAAGUCUUCGCGAUUUAUAUCAAAUGAUAACUCCUGUUUUUAACGUUGCUCAAGAUCAAACAUCUGUCACGAUUAAUAUUCGUGCACCUUUCAUAAAGACAUCGAACUGUAUAGCGAUGGUCCUGACUUUACCUUUCACGCAAAACCCUAUUAUUUACGGUCGUCUUCAUUUUCCAGGUAAUUUAGUAGAGGAUGAACGUGUUAAAGCUUCAUAUGACAUAGCAAGUGGCGAAAUACUAAUGCAGAUACCGAAAGAAACGCCAGGAGAGGAUUUUCCGGAUCUGGAUUUAUUGACAAAACUUUUGGCUCCAAGAAAAAUUAAAGUUCCCGAAAAACCAUCUAUUGAGGUUGUCGGGGAGAUCGAUGACUCUGAUGAUCUUAAUGAUGAUUUCAUGAAACGAUUAGUUGAGAAUUUUGAAAAUAAUUCCGAUCAAAAUAAGAAAUUUGAUAAGCCUUUAAUUCAGGUCAUCGAAAAAUCUGACGAUCCUGAAACAGAAAAAAUACGAAAGCUAAUAGAAGAAGCGGAAUCUUUUGAUUGGGAGUUACCGCAACAAAUUCCAGACGAAAAGUAUAUUCUCCCAAUGACUGCUAGUUAUGGGUUUAACAGACUUUAUUCCGGUUAUUUCACGCAUGUGCAAGAAACAUGCAACGAAAUUAUCGAUAUAACUGGUGUAGAGUUUUCUACAUUUGAAUCCCGUCGUCAAGAUAGAAUCAAUGCUGAAAAUGUCAAGUUUGAUCCAGAUCAUUAUAUUGCCGAUUUUAUGGGUGCUCAGGAAAUAAAACAUCUUAUAAAAUACAAGACUAAUUGGGCGAAACUACUUAAGCGAAUACAACAGAUCAAUAAAAAUAAUGCAAGCGCGGAAGAUGAUAAGAGUUCAUGUGAUACUCCAAUUUUCAUAACACAGCCAAAACCUGCUUCAUUCACAACAAAUGAUGAAAAUAAUAAAGACAGUGUGAAAUUUACCGAGAAAGAAACCUUGAUGAUGAUGAAUUUACCAAACAAAACAUGCAAGUAUUAUUACCUUAUACAAAACACAGACGCGAUAUAUUUUGGUUUAGUUGAUCUAUUAUACGCCUAUAGUUACAAUAAUAGAGUAUAUGAAGGCGAGAUUACGGUAGAAUCCGCGUGGACAAUUGGAAAAUUAAGUCCAAUAAUAUCAUGUCUCGAGGAAUUUAACUCCCUCGAAGAAACAAUUAUUGCAUUAUUUCGUCGAUCAUUAGCGUAUCCAUGGCAUCGAAAUUUUGAAUUAUCAGAAAAGUGUCUUGACGACGUAUAUGUCCUUUUAAAAUUAGGUCGACGUACCAUUUUGAAAGUUUUGCUUGAAAUAAAAGAUAUAUUUGAUCACCAUGAUGUUUAUUACAUAUAUUCCAAGAUAUGGCUGGAUGAUUAUUGUAUUUGGUGUCAAACUAAAGCCAAUGAUAAGGUUAUUCGGUUAUUAGCACAUAAUGUUCAUCAUUUCAAAGUGCCAAAAUCUAAAAUUGGAUGGCAUUUGGAGGAGUAUGAACAAUUAGCAUUAGAUGAUCAAUAUGAAAAUCAAUAA